Molecule: messenger RNA, 3534 nt
Organism: Tetrahymena thermophila SB210
Lineage: Eukaryota; Ciliophora; Oligohymenophorea; Hymenostomatida; Tetrahymenidae
Exons: 2
Source: RefSeq, a predicted model, not a curated record
UAUAAUAAGAAAAAAAUUAAUAAAAAGUAAAAAAAGAUUUAAUAAUUUUGUAGAGAAAUGAACCAAAUAUAAUAAAAUAAUAUAAAAAUAUAGCAUUAAUAAUUAAACAAGUAAAGUAAAAUAAAUUGGGCAUCAGUUCAUUUAAAUAGAAACUUAGUUAACGAAAUGAUUAAAUAAGCUCAAAAAAACUAGAAGUAUUGUACUCUUAAUAAUGAAUACUUUUUACCAAAAUCUGAAUAAUUACAAUCAUAGAAAUAAUUGAAGAAAAAGUAGGAGUUUUAUUCACCUUAAAAAGUAAAUAAAAAUCGUAUGAGUUUAACCAACUUAACUUAAAGAUCAGAAAUAAACUCUAGUUCUUAGCAGUAUCUGCCUAAAAAAUAAUUUUAAUUUGAAUUUGAUGCUAUUUAAAAUUAGAAUUAAAGCAGUAUUAAUGCUAAUUUGAUACAAUAAGAACUUGAAAAUAAAGACUAAAUUAGUACAAAUAAUGCUGGAUCAGUAACUGAGCAAGCUAAUAUAAAUUAAUAAUUUAGCAGGCUCUUUAAGAUUAACAAAACAUUUGUAGAACAAUAAAAUGAAGGUUUUAAAAAGAUUAAUGGAAAUUCUAGCUCUUAAGCUAUUAUAAAAUAAUAGGAUUCAAAUAAAGAUUCUCAUUAAGAUAUACUUUGCUUAAGUAGUUCACCUUUAAAGACAAACAGAUCUAGAAACCAUAAAAAGCUCACUUUUGAUCAGCCUUCUUUGGUUUAAAUAUCUGAAAAAAUCAAACAAUCUACAAUAAAAAACAAUCAAAGCACCUAAUAAUUGCUUCAGUAAAGCUAAUAGCUAACAUUUUCUCCUUCUAAAACAGGCAUGGAAACUUAGAAAAAAAAUUUAAAGUAGAAUAUAGAAGAUUGCUCAAUUGCAUAUUAAAGUCUUCCUAUUUUGCCACAGUGCUAACCUGCUGAUAGCAAAUCAAAGAAUUAAACUUUUAAUUUGCAUUUACAAAAUAAAAACUAAUAUUUCAAUAAAUAACUUGAAAGCGAAUCGACAAAAAAUCAUAGCAUUUUAAAAAAUUUAGAUUCUGCUAGGUCAUCUUAGCAGACUCAUUUUAACAAUAAACCCAUUCAGACUUUAAGAACUUCUCGUUAAAAUAGCUGUAUUAAUGUUUUAGAUAAGGUAUAAAAGCAUUAAAUGCCAUAAUCUUUAAACAUUAUUGGAAACUCUUUUGAUGAAAGCCUAAAUGUUACUGACUUAAAUGCUAAUGAUCCUCAUAGGAUUAAUUCUUUAUAAAAUAUAGAUUUUCUUUUAGAUAAAACUAAAUCGAAUACAAAUAAUUCUGAUUAUUAAAUUCAAACAUUCAAAGCCUCUCCAUAAAAAUAAUAGAAAAAAAUAUUUUUCCACUAAUCUUCUCUUAACUACCUAGAUGAUUAUGUAUCAUAAUCAAAACUAUACAGAGAAUCAAUGAAUAAUAAAGAGGAAUCUAACUCGGUAACUUGUGGAUAAACCUAUACCAGUGUUAACAGAAGUAGAAAAGCACCAACUCAAUCAAUGAAAAAUAUCAUUAAUAGAUGCUUUCUAAGUUCUAAUAAAUACCCUUUAAUUAAAGUAGAAGAUUUAAAUGGAUAGAAAGACUCUUCAUUUACAAACAACUAUAAGGAUUAAUAAUUUAAGAGUUCAUUAAAUUUAAAAAUGGAGUCUCUUUCAAACUUACCUAACCAAAACAUGACUAGAUAUGUUCAAAAAUAAGAUUUCUACUACCCAUAAAUAAAAUCUAGUCCCAUCCUUUCUCCAUUAACAGAGAGAUAAAAUAGAUAGAACGAUUCAAGAAUUAGUAGUAGAUUUUUAUUAAAAUAAAAAACAAGAAAAGAAAGCAGCAUUAGUUCAAGUAAUGCCAUCAGUGGUAAGACUACUAAACCUUAGUCAAUUAUAAAUUCACCUCCUACUCAUUCCAAAGACUCCUCUGCUAAUAUCCCAAUAAUAGACGCAUGUUUUGGAGGAGUUAAUUAACUUGAUGCCUUUCUUGAAAGACUUUAGUCCUCUUAUUAAGAAAUAUAAAAAUAAAACAAAUUUUAGUUUAUUCAAAAUAUGUAUGUAAGAUUUAAUGAUUCUCCACUGAAAGAAUUUAUUUAUCUAACUUCUGGAGCUCCGCUGAGAGAAGAUAUCGAAGAUAUCAAAUUAUCUAUCAAAUAGCAAUUUAAGGUUAUUGGCAUUAACUAUUGGAAAUUUAAAGAAAUCUAAAAAUUACUUUUUGAUUUCAUGGAAAAGGAAAAGACUAUCUUUGAAAAUGAUAAAAAGAACUUUAUUUCUUAAUUCUAAAAUUUGGAAGAAUAAAUAUUUUAAUGGAGAAUUUAUGAUGAGUUGGAGAGAUACACAAUAUAAGACAUCAUAAUUAUUAUAAAGGAAGAAUUAGAGUAAGACCAAGUUUCUUAGCAAGUUCUUUAACAUUUUUCUUUUAUGUAAAAUAAUGAUUAAUUUGAAAAAUUGCUUGCUUUGGCAUUCACAACAAAAACUUUCUCUUAGUAUGAAUAAUUUAUCAAAGAAGAAUUCUCAAAUUUGAAUUGGACUUAUGCUGACAUAAUGUGUGCUAAGCUGUCUAUUUACAAGAUAUUUACUAAGAAUUUUAAAUUUUCUAAACUCAGCAUGGCAAACUUUUUUGAUUUUAUAGAAAGAAUGAGGUACAUAGCCACUAAAAAACCUGAUUUUUUUAUUAGGUUGUAAGAAAAAGAUAAUGAUUACCAAAAUUUUUUCUCUACAGUUAAUCGUCAAUGUCUAUAAUAUCUGCUUGUUUUGCACUCUUAAAAAGAUUCAUCUUAAGUAUAAAGUGGGUAUAUUGUAAAUUAGCAGUUCUUUUUUUCUUAAUAGGCUCAAAAUUAAGCACUCUAAAGCAACGUAUAGAUUGAAAUGUAUUUAAUGAAAUUCAUUUAAAACCUAUUUUUUGGUUCUUUGGAUACUAGUUUAUUUGAUAUUGUCAAGAAUGAAAAAUACGAAAAAGUUAUUUCUCAAACAACAUUUACUCAGAUAAGACAAAUCAUCUUAAAUCAAUUAGACUUUUAUGUAUGUCCUCCUGAUUAUCUUUUGGAAAUAAAGAAAAAGCUUAGAUUAAUUAAGAUCUAAUUAGGUCUAAAAAUUUCAUUUAACGAGUAAUUGCUUGAGAGCUUCUAAUAAAGUUCAAACCCUUAGCUUAAAAAUUUACCUUUGAAUAAAACCUUGCAAUAUUUAUAUUAAAGUGUAAUAAAAGCAUGUAGUUUAAACCAAACAUUAUUAAACCAAAAUAUACUUGGAAAAGAAGAAAAUAUGAAAAUAUUUGCAAUAACUAUUAUAAACUUUAUUUUUGAUGUAAUUGUUGACAAAAAUUUUCCUACUUUUGUUUCAAUCUACGACUGCCUUGCUUAUUCGAAGGUUUUUGGAAUCCCUUCAUUUUACUAUGAAGAAAUUGGCUAUAUACUUAAAAGUGUUAUCACUCAAAUAAUUGGAAAUUAAAAUUAUUCUCAGAAAUUCAUUCAAAAAAUUGAAAAAUAAAUGUCAGUUCUCAUUAAAUUAGUUCAAUAAUUUGAUUGA